Musca domestica (house fly) is the source of this 493-nucleotide messenger RNA. RefSeq names its product small nuclear ribonucleoprotein F. Gene Ontology annotation, cellular component: catalytic step 2 spliceosome; U1 snRNP. The record is from RefSeq and is a predicted model, not a curated record. Gene Ontology annotation, biological process: mRNA splicing, via spliceosome; spliceosomal snRNP assembly. NCBI's taxonomy places the organism in Eukaryota, Metazoa, Arthropoda, Insecta, Diptera, Muscidae. The transcript has 2 exons. Bases 82 to 348 code for a protein of 88 amino acids. Gene Ontology annotation, molecular function: RNA binding.
AGAAGAUUGAGUACUCGUUUGUUGUUUGCAAAACGUUUUCAUCUCAUAUAUUAAAGUAAUAAAUAAAAUAAUCUGUAAAAAAUGUCUGCUGCUAUGCCAAUUAAUCCCAAACCAUUCCUGAAUGGUCUAACGGGUAAAGCUGUGAUAAUCAAACUUAAAUGGGGACAUGAGUAUAAAGGUUAUCUGGUGUCUGUGGAUGGCUACAUGAACAUGCAAUUGGCCAAUACAGAGGAACACAUUGAUGGUCAAGUCACCGGAAACUUGGGAGAAGUCUUGAUUCGAUGCAACAACGUUUUGUACAUUAAAGGCGUCGACGAUGAAGAUGAGGAAGGUGAAAUGAGAGACUAAUAAAAAGUACAAACCAUUUAUAAUGGUCAUAGCUUAUAAUGUACUAGUUUUACGUAUAUUUCAUGUAUAAUACUUUGAAUUCUAUUAUGAAUUUGAAAAAAAAUAUUUUGUAAUAAAAAAACAAUCAACAGGAUAACAAAAUGUA